CUUUGAAGGGUGCCAAAGAAACCUUUAAAGUACCUGAAUAUUAAAUAUCUCACUAUUUUUCGUGAGGGCGGGUUGUUAUCGCGAGGAACUCAGGAGGUGCAGCGAAGUGAGAGCGCUUUUCUCAGUCGAUACUUCCAGAGCGGCACAGAAACGGGAACGUACAGAAUGUCGUCUCCAGGUCUUUAUCAUGGACUGCAUUUCUGACUCAAUCCACUGCAUUUUGUGCUUUUUAAUGAAAAUUUUAUCCCGUAUCUUUCCCGCUGACGCCUCUCACCGCACAUCUGUGCCCGCUGGCGUCCGUUGUUCAGCACCUGGACAGCUCCCCGUCGUGCAUCUCCUUUUCUUCUUCUCAUUAGUAUCGUCAUCAUCAUCUGGCACAUGGAGUCCCUGGUGUGAUUGUGGGGAAAGCCCUGCGAGCACAUUAUGUUUCUCCUGAUCCGGUGAAAGCCUCGACGUCUCCACCAAAGGAUGGUGCUUCCAAGCCAGAGGAGGUGUUCUCUAUCCUCUGAGAAGAAGCGAUACGUGUGCGCAAUCGACGCAGAUUUAAGCCUAAUCGCUGCCUACACACAGGGAGAUCCGAGCUUCAGUUACAUCGAUCACCAUCAUCAUCAUUAUAAUAAUAAUUAUCGGCUAAGAAGGGGAUAUCACUAUCAUCACUGCUGUGUGGUCAAUGAAGUCAGGACCAUGUAGAAAAUACACGAGAGAUAUGGUCCUGGCCAGAUCUCUGCAGUGGGGAACUUACAUUUAGCACCUGGCUUCAUUUAAAGAAGAAGUAUAUGCCGCAAAAAGACCUUGACAUGAGCAAUACCCAAGCUCCUCUCCAGGGUGGAGCCUCAGAUCUGGAGGUCAUCUCCCAGCAGGUGGAGGAGGACAACCAGUGCGUGGCUCCGGUGCAGCUGGUCAGCUUCGCCUACAGAGACCUGCCUUUGGCGGCCUUGGACAUAUCGCUCGCUGGAUCCCAGCUCAUCUCUAACCCGGAUGAGGAAGACAACAGAGAGGGGUCGAACUGGCUGAAGCCUUGCUGUGGACGCCGAGCAGCUCUCUGGCAGGUCUGCCUGCUGUCAGCAGGUUUCAACUGUUUUCUGGUGGCCUGUCACAUCCUGGUGGUGCUGCUGCUGACAGUGGAGCUGCUUAUAGACACCAAGCUGUUGCAAUUUAAUAAUGCAUCCCAGUUUGCCAGCAUCAUCCAUUGGAUCAGCCUGGCCAUCCUCUCUGUGUUCUUCACUGAGACGGUGUUCAGGAUUGUGGUGCUGGGGAUAUGGGAUUACAUUGAGAACAAAGUAGAGGUGUUUGACGGAGCUGUCAUCGUGCUCUCUCUGGCCCCCAUGGUGGCCUCCACCGUGGCCAACGGCCCCAGCAGCCCCUGGGAUGCCAUUGGCCUCAUCAUCACACUGCGCAUCUGGAGGGUCAAGAGGAUCAUUGACGCCUAUGUUCUCCAAGUGAAGGUGGAAAUGGAGAUGGAGAUCCAGCAGUACGAGAAGGCGAAGGCGGUGAGAGAGGAACAGCUCGAUCGUCUUACCCAGAUCUGCCAAGAACAAGCCUUCGAAAUAAGACAGUUGAGGGCCCACCUUGCCCAGCAGGAUCUGGACCUGGUAGCAGAGCGUGAAGCAGCCAUGCAGAUUAAUCAUAUGUGGGGUACACAGAACAGCAGCUUCCAGGAGGUGGAUGGAUUAGCUCCUGGCGUCUCCAAGCAUCACAGACCAGCCAAAGUUAGAGAACCUCAGGGGGCUGCAGCUCAUCACGGUCAGGAUGACAUGAAUAACUACAUCAGCCAGUACUACAGUGAACCAAGCAGCGAUAUGGGGAUCCCAGACCCAGCUCGUGUCAUCACUACAGCAGCCAUAGACGUGCACCUACCCAACAACCCCAACCAGCUUCCCUCCACCUUAGUGAGCGCCGACGCGCCACCGUCCAGCCGACUACAGCGCACCAGCAGCUUUGUCAGCGAUGCAUCCACGACCGUGUCCCGCAGCAGCUUCAGCGCCCGUCAGCACAGCAUCAGCAGCCACACGCUGGGCUCCAGCGUGGACUGCAGCUCCACCGUGCGGGAGGCCUCCACCUCCACAGACUACAGCGACCAGCGCUGCUACCCUCCGCCCUACAGCAGCCCGCUGGCCUUGGGCACUCAGCCGCGGGGAAGUCCCAGCGCCGUGGUGCAGGAGCUCCUCUUCUCUCUUUCUGAGGACUCCUGCCUCACCCAGAAGGGCUUGGACCCAGUCAACCUUAAACCACCCAGUCCAACAGGUUCCACCAAAACCAGCCCUGAACUGGAGCGCAGAGUGAACAUUUAUAACAAGAGGAACCAAGAGACACGGAUUGGGCUUCACAAGUCUGUCAUCCACCUGCAAGGCACCGAGCCUCUGCUUGAGGAGAAAUACAGGAUGAUGGGCCCAGUGGAGACUUCAGUCAACCGCCUGUCAGAGGCAUAGGACUUCACAAAAUAACUUUAUCAGGACUCGCUCUUCAGAUCAGAUGCAAAAAAAAAAAAUCACUGAACUACCCUGAUGGUAGGUACUGACACAUGAACUCUACAUCCUUCAUCUUUAUAUUACUGGUGUUUAGAGGAGGAACCUGCCACCAUGGGAACAGAUAAAUACAGACGAGUUAUUCAUCAGGCUACACUUUUCAGGAAUUGACAAUUUCUUACUUUUCCUAAAACAAACCAGCAAUGUGGACUAAGCCUGGCAUUAUGACACAGCCUGUGCAGAAGAUUUUGCAUUUCAUAUGUUGUCUUUUUUUUUUUUUUAGAUGCCAAGGGCUGAGGAUGAUGGGGCUGAGGUCUUAAGGGUACUGAUAAAGCUCCUCAAAACAUCAUAUCCUGUCACAUCACCUGGAAACAGGCCACAGUGUCUAAGCUGACAUGGUAGUCUAUCUAGCAUCACUAAAUUCAUUAACGGUCCUCCUUGAUGGACUGCUGCAGGGCAAAUUGUAGUCAUCUCAUCUUUUUUCUUUGACUUGCUACAUAUCGUUGGACUUUUAAGGAGUCGCAUAAUUUGUUAUUACUCCAGGUGCCUAUGACUGGAAACCAACCACACCCAGUUUAAUGAGAUCAUUCAAGAUUCUGCCAAUCCACAGUUAUUUAAAACCCUCCAGGUUUCAUCAAACUUUAGGCCUAAAUUGUUUUCUUAGUUUCUAAUAUUUCAAUUUUGUGUAAAUAUUCCAGAAUGGGUACAAAUAUCUCAUGAUAAAUGAAAGAAAUGUGAGCGUUAAAGUGCAAAAAAUAUGAUAGCAUGAACCUUUAAGAUUUGUGGCCAUAUUGUAAACUUUUUAAGAGUUUCUCUGAUCAAAGUAAAGCAACGCUGCAACCCAAUAAAAAGCAAAACAUGGCAAAGUCAUGAAGGUUUUGAGCCAUGUGUUUAAUACACUGUUUUCCAAGAUCAUCUCUUUACUUACUGUACAUAUUUCCUUUGAGUCAAUGUGAAGAUCUUACAUGUAAAAAGUCAGGCAUCCCAAAAGAGGUGCUUACGGUUCCAGCUCUUUAAAUACAAUUUACAUGUACUACAGAAAGCAAAAACAUCUAAGUACAGGUUAUCCAUGAAUCGUCUGACAUCUGCUGUCUACAUAAAAACUGGGAUUAAAGUAUGAGAUGUUGUGGCACACCAACAUCUUGUUAAGGCAGUGACUGUUUCCUGUGGUCGCCUUUUUAUUUACACCUGUGCGAUGAAGCGUCCCCUCACUUGCUCAGUGCUUCUGUCAUCUCAGGAACGGCCUU
Molecule: messenger RNA, 3712 nt
Organism: Girardinichthys multiradiatus
Lineage: Eukaryota; Metazoa; Chordata; Actinopteri; Cyprinodontiformes; Goodeidae
Gene: tmem266
Product: transmembrane protein 266
Exons: 11
Coding region: 777-2429 (550 amino acids)
Biological process (GO): transmembrane transport; monoatomic ion transport
Cellular component (GO): plasma membrane
Molecular function (GO): voltage-gated channel activity; monoatomic ion channel activity
Source: RefSeq, a predicted model, not a curated record